Colletotrichum graminicola M1.001 is the source of this 633-nucleotide messenger RNA. RefSeq lists its product as uncharacterized. Lineage: Eukaryota; Fungi; Ascomycota; Sordariomycetes; Glomerellales; Glomerellaceae. The record is from RefSeq and is a predicted model, not a curated record. The coding region runs from base 1 to 633 and encodes 210 amino acids. The transcript has a single exon.
AUGUGCAUCCCUCUUCCACGCAGGCACCGCGCCCAAACCAGCGCCUCGCCCUUCAAGAACCUCCCAUACCAACGCCUCAGCUCCCCGCCCCCAACGCCCCGGAUGGCACCGAGGCACACUUCCGCCCCGGUGCCCGCCGUCGUCGCCGUCGCUCCGCCCCCGUCCCCAUCGGCCCCUCGCACGGCAUCCCAGUAUGAGCGCCUCCUUAUGGAACUGCUACCUUUCGGAGACACCGCGACCUUCCGCGACUGGCUCGACGGCCCGUUCGUGCGCGGGUCAUGGGACGAGUUCUGCGCGGACUACCUCUCCCUGGCGUUACUCAGGGCCGGAUCGCCCGGCGCUGUCCCGGAACCGGACAAGGCCCGCACGGCGCGGGCGGCGCGGGAGGCGCUCGACACCCGGAAACCAAAGUUUCUCGUCUACCAUCCGGACAAGACGGGCUGGGCGGUCGAGGACCACUACGUGCGCUUCAUCGUGACACUAAUCGCGGACAACGGGCUACGGAACAUGUGGUACGAUCCCGAGUGGAAAAGGAAUGGGCUGGACAUCACCAAGGCCGCGCACGAGGUGCUCGUCCUCCUCAAGGCGGCCAUGGUGUACCCGGACCCGAACCCACCCAGUUACUCUGCAUGA